CCAGCUUCUGUAGCUGUCUGAUCUUCUGUAAAGGCGAAGAAGAAAAAGCAGCAGAAAGCGGAGGAGGAAGAAGAGGAGGAAAUUCGCACGCUGUGUCCGCAGCCUUCCCGGCCUGUGGAGCAUCUGCCCCGCCUCAUCCCGCAGAGGUUUUCAUGGACACAAGAUACCUGGUGACUUCUAGAGAUGGACUUGAUCAGGAGGAACCUCCAACUCAGCACACUCACACAGUGUUUUCCUCCCAAAACCAGGAUUUGUCAUUCCUAAGGCUUGGCUGAAUGAAGGAGGAGGCUGCAAGGAAGAGGAAGAUGCUCCAGGACAGCCAAGCAGGCUAUGAGCUGAAGACAGAGAUCAAGGAGGAGAAAUCCCCCUGGCAGAACAUUGCGGAAGAGGCCAUUUUGAGCACCUUCACAGCACAGGAAGCCAAUGGGGAAGAGAAGCCCCAGAGAUCCCACACCAGGAGGGGCUGCAAACCCAGCCCAGGGUGCUCCAAGGAGGACAGAGACCCCCUGUGCCAGGAAGGCGGCCAGAGCUCAGAGCUGGUGAAGAAGACUCAGGUGGGGGACAAGUCCCACAAAUGCUUGGAAUGUGGGAAGAGCUUCAGCCGGAGCUUCCACCUCCUCCGCCACCAGAUGAUUCACACAGGGGAACGCCCCUAUGAAUGCCUGGAAUGUGGGAAGAGCUUCAGCCGGAGCUCCUGUUUGAUCCGCCAUCAGGUAAUUCACACAGGGGAACGGCCCUACCAGUGCAAGGAAUGUGGGAAAAGCUUCAAUGACCGCUCCAACCUCCUCACCCACCAGCGCCUGCACUCCAGGGAACGGCCCUUUGAGUGUGGGGAGUGUGGGAAGAGCUUCAGCAUCAGCUCUGACCUGAUCCAGCACCAGAAGGUCCACAGUGGAGAACGGCCCUAUGAGUGUUCCGAGUGUGGGAAGAGAUUUCGGACCAGCUCCCAUCUCCUCCUGCAUCAGCGGAUUCACACGGAUGAGCGGCCCUUCCGCUGCCCCGACUGCAGGAAGGGCUUCAAACGUAACUCCCACCUCACCCUGCACCGGCGCAUCCACACCAGGGAGAGGCCCUACGAGUGUCCUGAGUGUGGGAAGAGCUUCUCCAGCAGCUCUGGCUUGACCCAACACCAACAGUCCCACUUGUAAGGGAAGCCCUGCUGUGGAGGCCCAGGGGCCCACAACUGGAGCUGUAAUACCUCAGUCCUGGAAGGUCAAAGGUGACAAGGAUCAAAGAGAGAGUCCUGUAAAAUAAAAAUGAAGCCACGGGGCUAGCUUCUUAGCCGGCCCUGCGCCUGCUACAGACUCCCUCUGAAUACAGUGGUCUCACCCAUGGGCAUUUCCAGGCUCAUGUUAAUGCUACAGGCUUUAUUGGUAUCACCCAGUUUAACUGCCCUUUUUUCCUUAUAGGUACUCCCCCUAGAAUGUUCUCCCCUCUCUUGUCCCCUAUUGGUCCCGGUUUACUGUGAUGCUCUGCCCCUGUUACUUCAUUGGUUCCUCAGUUGGCUGCCCCUGCUCUGCAACACUUGUGCUCAGUUCCCAUUGGCCUCGGAUCUGCCUCUUUUUCCCCCCCAUAUAAAACUCUGUCCUCAGCUGUCUGUCCCUGGACCCUCUUCAUCACAAUAAACCAGGUUUGGAGGUCCACACAAA
Molecule: messenger RNA, 1649 nt
Organism: Haemorhous mexicanus (house finch)
Lineage: Eukaryota; Metazoa; Chordata; Aves; Passeriformes; Fringillidae
Product: zinc finger protein 436-like
Exons: 3
Coding region: 276-1148 (290 amino acids)
Biological process (GO): regulation of transcription by RNA polymerase II
Molecular function (GO): DNA-binding transcription factor activity; RNA polymerase II cis-regulatory region sequence-specific DNA binding
Source: RefSeq, a predicted model, not a curated record